This is a messenger RNA of Eutrema salsugineum, 1125 nucleotides long. Its product is annotated as F-box protein At1g53790. The transcript has a single exon. Bases 1 to 1125 code for a protein of 374 amino acids. Gene Ontology annotation, molecular function: protein binding. NCBI's taxonomy places the organism in Eukaryota, Viridiplantae, Streptophyta, Magnoliopsida, Brassicales, Brassicaceae. The record is from RefSeq and is a predicted model, not a curated record.
AUGGAAAAUCUAGGGCAAAGGUUCCUUGAAGCUCAAGAAACAAUAGAAGUGAUCCCAAUUGAUCUCCUCAUGGAUUUCUUUUCUCGAGUUCCGGCAACAACUAUAGCAAGGUGUCUUUGCGUAUCCAAACUAUGGGAAUCCAUACUUGUCCGUCCAGAUUUCACCGAGUUGUUCAUGACUAUGUCUUGUGCUCGUCCACGCCUGUUCUUGUUCACCUUCCAACUUGAGAAAAACAUAUUCUUCUUCUCUUCACCUCAGCCUCAGAAGCUAGAUGACAACUCUUCUCUUGUACUCACUCGCUAUCACGUUCACCAUACGCACAAUAUUUUUCCAUCUAAGAUUGGUUCUCCUCUUGGUGGAUUCUUCUGCCGUCUAUAUGAGAAAACCGUAUUUAUCUGUAACCCCGUCACGGGAGAGUCUAUAUCCUUACUCAAAACAGAAUCCAAGAGUCUAGAUGUUUUCAUGAAACCUUUUUUAGGAUAUGAUCCCAUCGACAAACAGUUCAAAGUAUUGUGCAUCAGUAUCAUAGAUGCAUCCGAUGAGCAUAAAAUUCUGACAUUGGAGAAUGGGAAACAUUUGUGGAGAGAUAUCGAAUGCAUCGAACCCCAUUAUCCUAAAUCUAGUGGAAUAUGCUUAGACGGUGUUUUGUAUUACACAGCUGGGGUUGAUCGUAAGUUCAUGGUUACAAUGAUAGUCUGCUUUGACAUUAGGUUCGAGAAGUUUAGCUUUAUCAAGAUAGAUAAAGACUCAUUGAUGAAUUCUUCUUGUACUCUAAUCGACUACAAGGGUAAAUUAGGUGCGCUCCAGUUUACAUUGUCGUAUCCGAAACGUCUCGAGUUCUGGCUUCUGGAAGAUGCUGAGAAAUGUACAUGGUCCACGAAUAUCUACACGUUUCCUUCUUUUACGCAAAACUUUGUUAACCGUACCGGGUUAGCCAUUGUUGGAAUGACUGAUAGUGGUGAAGUUGUGUUGUCCCCGCACGUUAUAACAGACCCGUUUUACAUUUAUUACUAUGACCUCAAGAGCAACGGUUUCACAAGAGUUCAAAUCAAAGGUCUUGAGUUGUUUAAGACCAAGAGGGUUAAUAUCUCUCUAGACUACUCUGAGAAUCUGAAAUUUAUGUAA